Molecule: messenger RNA, 3324 nt
Organism: Copidosoma floridanum
Lineage: Eukaryota; Metazoa; Arthropoda; Insecta; Hymenoptera; Encyrtidae
Gene: shg
Product: DE-cadherin
Biological process (GO): homophilic cell-cell adhesion; multicellular organism development; cell migration
Cellular component (GO): plasma membrane; catenin complex
Molecular function (GO): beta-catenin binding; calcium ion binding; cadherin binding
Source: RefSeq, a predicted model, not a curated record
CGACUCGAGCACAAGCACAACCACAAGCCCGUCUUUUCGAACUGUUCGAAUUACGCGCCCACCAUCAAGGAGGAGGAGCUCGCCGGCACCGAGGUCAUCAGGGUGCACGCCGUGGAGCAGGACGCGUACCAGGAUCAGCCGCAGUAUGGCUUCAAGCUGGACGAGAACUCGGGCAUGAUAACGCUCCUCUCCGGCACGAAAAAUGGCACCUUCGUGCUCAAGUUCACCGUUACCGAAGAAAGUAUCAAUACCCUGCGACACACCGCCCACGCUAUAGUCAACGUGACGGUCAAAGAAAUUCCGGAGGAGGCCGUGCAAAAGUCGGGCUCCAUUCGCUUCUUCGGCAUUAACGCUGAGGAGUUCGUGAUAACGGAAAGCAAGGAAUCCAGUAAAAAGGACAUAUUCCAAGAAAGAGUUGCCAAGAUGUUCAAUGUUUCCGUGGAGAACGUAGACGUGUUUACGGUCCUCCAUUCGCCUUAUCAAAACAAGUCGGUGCUGGAUGUGCGCUUUUCGGCUCACGGUAGUCCUUACUACGCCUCGGAAAAACUCAACACUAUCGUCGCCUCACACGUCACCGAGAUAGAAAGCGAGAUGGGCGCCAAUGUACUCCUUGUCAAUAUCGACGAGUGUCUUGUAGAGAAGGUACACUGCAACACCUCGUGCAGGAGCUUCCUCAACAUCAGUUCAAUGCCAGAAGUCGUCUAUACGAACAAGACCUCGUUUGUUGGCGUCAGCGCUGUAGUGAUGCCUCAGUGCACUUGUCACGUAGCCGAGCCGAUCGCGUGUCUCAACGGAGGAGUAGUCGAAGACGCAGUGUGCAAGUGCCCGACGGGGUUAGAAGGCCCGCGCUGUGAACAACUGGCCAUUGGCUUCUACGGCGACGGAUAUGCCAUAAUGCCAUCGACAGGCCAGACAUGUGACGAAUCUUACUUGGGUUUGGAAAUAACUUCUCACGCCAAGGACGGGCUCAUAUUUUAUCUUGGUCCAAUGUAUUAUCCAAGUACCCCAGCCGUGCGAUAUCAAGAUUUUAUGUCGCUUGAACUACAAAACGGAAAUCCUGUCUUGUACAUGGAUUAUGGUCAAGGUACUGUUAUGCUGGAUAAGUCGGAAUCAAGCAAAGACGGCGAAAACAAGGAAGAAAAGCUAUCCCUGGCCGAUGGAAAGCCUCACAGAAUAGAUAUUUUCUGGUCAAAGACUGCCAUAGAAAUGCAAGUUGACAAUUGCAAAUUAUCAAGUUGCUUGAGAUUAAAAGCGCCCAUGGGUUCGAGUGAAUUCCUUAAUGUUAAUGGCCAACUGCAAAUAGGGGGUGCAGUCACCAAUUUAAUAAAAUUAGGAGAUAGUUUUAAUUGGCAACACGUACCAACUGAAAAGCGAUUCACGGGUUGCAUUAGGAACCUUACAAUCAAUGGAAACACUUACGAUUUCGCAAUGCCGUCUUUAUCGUUGAACGUGGAUCAAGGUUGUAGCAAUGGUAUAGCUAAAGCUGUGACUUUUAGCAUGGACACGAGCUUCCUGUUGGUCAUUGCUUUGUGCAUUGUCAUUUUGUUGAUUCUCUUGCUGGCCGUUGUAGUAUACUCGCGUCAAACGGACGAUCUUUACAAAGACAUGGAUGAUAUUAGAGAGAACAUUAUUAAUUACGAGGAUGAGGGUGGUGGCGAGGUCGAUACUGGCUACGAUCUCACUGUCCUACGAGGCAUGUACGACCAGCCUAACGACAUGAAAAUCACCGCUGCCAGUCUUCAAGGCAAAGAGGCAGACGAGGUGCCCGAUAUUUGUGGAUUCCUCGACGGCAAAAAGGAGAGUUGCGACAAGGAUCCUGAUACCAAUCCCUUUGACGAUGUGCGCCAUUAUGCUUACGAAGGCGAGGGAAACUCGGACGGCUCGCUUUCCUCUUUGGCAUCUUGCACGGACGACGGUGAUCUAAAAUUCAACUAUUUGUCAAACUUUGGGCCUCGCUUCCGCAAGCUCGCCGACAUGUACGGAGAAGAGCCGAGCGAGGACGAGAGCGAAGGUGCCGGCGACCGCGAGAGCGAGAGCUGGUGUUGAGGUGAAAAUGUGCGCGCGUAUACGUUUUCCCGUGUUCACAAACAAUACGAUGAUGAAAACGACUUAUUUUCAAUCAUCGAAAUGAAACAGUGAAAAGGACGCUAGCGCGAACAUUACGACAUUUACGUACUUAAGAGAAAGGAUAAGGAUCGCAAAAAGUAUCAAAAGCAAUGUUUAUGCAGUGCGAGACGCAUAUUACUGGAGAUGUAAACGCCAAAGAAAUCAUACUUGGGCGACUGUAGUAAUUUCCAAAAAUGCCUGCGACUAUCGAGUAUCCUCUUUCUUUCUCUAGACAACGCUUAUUCCUCAUUUCUUCCAAACACCCUGUCUGGUUUGACUACCAACUCGUGUACUUUCUGACGUAAUAUAGCAUUAAUUCAAGUUUUCCGGUUGUUUCUCGUUAUUAUUUCAAGUAGAAAAUUUUCUUUGAUGGCUUGAUUGUAUGGUGUAAACAAAGUUUUCACCAACAAUGAAUAUUGUAUUUGUCGCAGUACUUAUCUGCCGAAUUUUUUUUUCUUUAUCAAGAAAUUAUAUAGGAGAAAAAUAUGUAACUACAUAAUGCUGGUGAAAUUAAUAUUUUUAUAGUGAUAACUAUUUUUCGACUUGAGACCUUGUGCAACUUGUUGCCUUUGACUUUUUUUUUAACACAUAAAAUAUAUUUUAAUGAAUAAUAAAUGAUUAAAACAGAUGCCUACGUUACUCGAGUUUGAGCGAAUAACUUUAUAGGAAUUAAGUAAUUAAGUUAAGUAAAAUUAUUUUGUUAAAAUGCAAAAUUUUCGAUCCAGCUGCCCGUGACAUGGUAUCUAUUACAGGGUAAAUGUGUAAAAAUACAAGGUAAGCGUUAUUCAAUCGAUGAAUUGUGGUUGGCUUAAGUAUGACCUAUCUAAGUUUAGUAAAUGUGCAUUUAAGCGAGUUCGAGAGUACAGACAUUUAAUUUUUGUUUUUGUAAAAACGAUAAAAGACGUGCUUUGGAUCAGUGGUUUUUAUUGGUGAAUAGAAAUCGGGCCUAAGAAAUUAAAACCAAACCAUGGUGCUGUUAUCCAAUGGUAUCCUUAAAUGGAAAGUAUAGCUUUUUGUUCUAUAAACCAUUAAAAGUUAGAUCACAAAAACUUUAUUUGUUAGUUUUGAUUAUUUGAGUAAAUUGAUGCAAUUUCAAGAUUAAAAAUCCAUUGCCCUAGCGCGUCUUUAUAGUUUUUCAUUUAAUUUGAUGUAUAAAAUAUAGAUUAUUAAUAAUAAUAAUAAUAAUAAUAAUAAUCCAACAGUAAUUAGCUGAUAUAG